UGGGAGGCGGCUGCCUUUGUGGGCGGGGGAAGCGGGGCUGGGUGCAUCCCCGUCACAAGGCCGGGCCACUGUAAACACCGCUGUUUGCCGCGGAGGUGCUCGGCGAUGGGCGAGGAUCUGGUGCUCGCCUUGGGAGGCCUGAGCCUCCAGCCCCGCGCGCAAGGCAGGGCCCCUCCUCGCAGGCGCCGCUUCAGCAGAAGCCUUUACUUGCUACGAGGCCUGCCCGGCUCCGGGAAAACUACCCUGGCCAGGCAAUUGAAGCAUCAGUUUCCCAGUGCAGUGAUUUUCAGCACUGAUGACUACUUUUUCACAGAGGAUGGCGAUUACAUAUUUGAUCCUGAUUGUCUGGAAGAUGCGCACAAGUGGAACCAGAAAAGAGGUAGAAAAGCAAUGAAGAAUGGGAAAUCCCCCGUUAUUAUUGAUAAUACCAACAUCCACGCUUGGGAAAUGAAGCCAUAUGUGAUAAUGGCACUUGAAAACAGUUACGAAGUUAUAUUUCGAGAGCCAAAUACACGCUGGAAAUUCAAUGUUCGUGAACUAGCAAGACAUAAUAGCCAUGGUGUUCCAAGAGAAAAGAUACAGCGGAUGAAAGAACAAUAUGAACAUGAUGUUACUUUUCAUACUGUGCUUCACUGUGAAUAACCAACUAGUUCUGUCAAUAGACCACAUGGAGUUCGCAACACCCGAGACUUUCCCAAUCCAAAUUCAGCAUUCUCCAACAGAUGAGCUCACACCCACUAUUACAAAUUAAAGAUAAUUUAGUAGGAGAAGUGAUCCCCACAGGGUCUUUUAGUGUUUCUGCCAAGCUGUAUAUGAUUUUGUUUUACGUUUUUAGCUAUUUUGUACUAUAAAUACUUGUAUUUUUCUACUGAAUGAGAUUGACGUUUUAAUUACCUAUUCUUUUCAAAUCUUAAAAAAUUAUCUUCUCUAAUCCAAGCUACACUUCCAGACCAAAGAGUAAAUUAUGUGUACUCAUAAUAUUCUUCCCAUAAUUCUUCCCUCUCUCACAUAUACUUUAUCUCUAUUUAAAGUUAUUUUUCUGGCUACAGCUAUUCUAUGUCCUGCAUAAACAUUUUGGACAGGUUUCCCCACUAAGGAUGGUGUACUGGCAAAGCACCCCAGUAACUGUCAGCAAAUACUCCAAUACCUGUAAAAGUAUUUCUGCAAGCCAACACGCUCAUAUACUGCUAUUGGUAAGGGAACAGCACCCGUUCUUACAAUAGGUUGUCGUCAUUUUAAUGCAUUUCUUUUUGAUAAAAGGAGUGUGCAUAAGUGAUACUUCAGAUAAUCACUAUCAGUUCACUAAUAGAUAAUUGUAGAGAAUCUUCAUUCCUGUGAUUUAUUUUUUGCUUAUAUCCUGGUACUGACCAUCAGAUCUAAACAUUAUUUGCAUAUUAAUAUAUAAUGAUAAGCCCUACAUACACACUUUUAAGUUGUCUUAAACCUUGCAGUUAGACAAGGUUCUGCUUAGAGACGGAAUUUUCUGGAACUUUUGAAGCCGUGAGGGGAACUUUUUCCGUUCCUGUGCCCCAAAAGCAGGUUUGGGGGAGAUGAAAUUUAUUCAAUAGUUACUUUCCUAUUUUGCUGCUUUAACAAAAGAAAAAUGGCUUGUCUAUGUGUGAAGCUGUUUGUGUGCCAGCAAAACAGGGAUGGGAGAAAAUGGUGAAGGUUGUUCUUGGUCAAACUCAUGAGUGUCAUUAUCAGGAUCUGUGGGCAAUGCCUUGGACUUAGCUGGUAGCUGCAUAGGCGUGGAAACACCCAGAUUUUAAGUUUUUAGAGAAUUACCCAAAGUUGGAGACCCCCAUUCUUCAGGACCAACUCUGUUUUACAUUCCAUAUUGUGUGCUGUACUUACAGUUCCAUACUGCCAUCAUUUGCCUAUGGUAGCCUCAUUGCCUCUCCACUUCUCACUUUGUAAGCUGUUUAUAUCCUCAUAGUUUUCCUUUGCUGUUGUACCAUUCUGACACUUAUUCAUACUCUAGAUUCUGUCAUGAUUUCUUUUUCUUACGUAACCUAGCAUUCAAGAUUUGUUCAUACAAAACCCAUGAUAAUUUAUAAUCAGCUUUACUUCAUACACAUUAUUGUUGAGUCUCUUCUCAGUGGAACACAACAGUCCUGUUUGUUAGCAGCAUAUUUUAAAAGUGAGUGUACAGGGAAGAUACUGAUGUCUUAGAGAUUAAAACUUAAUGGAAGCAUAAUUUACAGCUUUAUCAACAUUCAGUGCUAACUAUGCUUCUUUUUUGACAUCUAAGCCUCCAAAAUCUUUCUUUUUUGCUCCCCACAUACCUCCACUUCUGCUACGUAUUUGCUAUAUCAGCCUCUAAGCUCCUCAAAGCAGUGCAACUCUUUUUACUGAUGGAAUGAACAAAGGUAAAACAGGGCAAUAAAUAUCUAUCCCAAAUGGCAACGUUAUGUCAAAUGUUUUUAAAUUGCUAGGUUUUUUAAUUGAUGUGACAGAAUAAGUAAAUCUGCUUGCAUUUCUAGAGCAAUUUUCUUAUCAGAUUUGUGUGUUUUGUAUAUUUUUAGCACUAUGUGUUUUAUGACUUGGACACAAAGUGGGAUCUGUUCAUUCCCCCCCCCCCCCAUAUGACUGUGUUUACUGUUUUAAAAUAAACAAGGCAGCCAAUUAUAUUAACUCUUCUGAGCAGUAUACAGACUUCAGAAAAUAAUGUAGCAUGCAAACAUAACAAUUCCAGAAAUCACCUAGAGUAGUUUACUUUGUAACAGCUUAUUUGGUGCUAAUAAAGAAUCAGAAACACUUUCAAA
This is a messenger RNA of Sphaerodactylus townsendi, 2765 nucleotides long. It is a transcript of the gene N4BP2L1, whose product is annotated as NEDD4 binding protein 2 like 1. Lineage: Eukaryota; Metazoa; Chordata; Lepidosauria; Squamata; Sphaerodactylidae. The record is from RefSeq and is a predicted model, not a curated record. The transcript has 5 exons. Bases 106 to 642 code for a protein of 178 amino acids.